AAAUAUUGUUUUUGCCUAGAACCCACAAUGAAAUUCUCAUCAAUUGUUACUUCCACGAUUCUCCUAUUCCUUCUCAUACCACUGGCUAGUUGUGUUCUGAACUCAGAUAGACAGGCUCUUCUGGACUUCAUCUCGGCUAUUCAUCACGACUUUAGACUGGAUUGGAAUUCUAGUCUCCCAGUUUGUAGCUCUUGGUUGGGCAUUUCCUGCAACAAAGAGGCCACGAGAGUAACUGCUAUUCAUCUUCCAGGCAUGGGUUUAAGGGGAUCAAUCCCAUUGAAUAGUAUUGGUAAGAUGGAUUCUCUUAAAGCUCUCAGUCUUCGGUCUAACCAUCUCAAUGGAACUCUUCCUUCUGAUAUCUCUUCAAUUCUCUCGCUCCAACAGGUGCAUCUUGAACAUAAUAAUUUCUCUGGCCAAAUUCCGCCUUUCUAUUCUGAUAAACUGAGAGAUUUAGACAUGUCUUUUAACUCCUUCAGCGGUACAAUCCCAAAUAUCAACAUCACAAGACUUAGACAUCUGAAUUUGAGUCAUAACAUGCUUACUGGUACAAUUCCAGACCCACUUCAGGAAUUCCCUGCAUCUUCCUUUUUGGGUAAUUCAUUUGUAUGUGGGCCUCCACUUGAAAACUGUUCUUCUCCUUCUCCAGUUCCUGCUGUUGUUUCCCCACCCAAACAGGUCUCUAGAACACGAAAGAGGCUUGGGAAUGGCGUUAUUGUUUCUAUUGCAAUAGGGAGUUUAUCAUUUUCAUUCAUUUUACUUCUGUUAAUCUUUUUUCAUUAUCCAAAACCAAGAAGCGCACGUGUUUGCGAUGAACCGUCAGCAAGAAGGAUGGAAGUUCCUAAUGAAUCGAGUCUGAGUACUACUACUAAACCCCAAGAAGAGAGCAAGAAGCUGGUAUUCUUUGAAGGAUGUCCGUAUACAUUCAUAAUCGAGGACUUACUAGGGGCUCCUGCUGAAGUUCUUGGGAAAGGAACGUAUGGAACUGUAUACAGAACCAUCUUUCAUGAAGGAACGGUGAUGGUAGUAAAAAGACUGAAGGAUGUUUUGAUUGACAAGAAGUCUUUUGAAGAGCGGAUGGAUUUUCUUGGUUCGUUUGAAGAACAUCCUAACUUACUUUCUCUCCGAGGCUACAGCUACUCUGUCGACAACAAGCUCUUAGUUUACGACUACAUAGCUGAUGGAAGCUUGGCUGCUCGCAUGCAUGGUGAUAGGAAAAGAAGUAGCAGUCCAUUAGAUUGGAAGGCUAGAUUGAACAUUGCAAUUGGAACAGCAAGAGGAAUAUCCCAUAUACAUUCAAAAGGAGGUGACAAAGGCAAGAAGAUUACACCACAUGGAAACAUAAAGGCAGCAAAUGUUCUCCUGACAAAAGACAACGAAUCUGGAAUUGUGUGUGAUUUCGGGUUGCUUUGCAUAACGCGUUCUCCUAAAGGAAGAACAUCGCGUCCAGGAUACUAUGCUCCUGAGAUGGUUGUGUACGAAAGAGCAACGAGUAAAACAGAUGUGUACAGCUUUGGAGUAGUGUUGCUGGAGAUUUUGACUGGUAGGUGUCCAUUGAGAGUGUUGGGAAUGGAGAAGAAUAGUUGUAUGUCUGAUUUGGUGGAGUGGGUACAAUCGGUUGUAAUGGAAGAUUGGACCUGUGAGGUUUUCGAUGCUUGGCUGCUGGCUCAGAAAUGUAUAGAAGAAUAUGAAGAAGAGAUGGUGCAAAUGCUGCAGAUUGCACUUGCAUGUGUUGCUAGGUUACCUGAUUCAAGACCCACAAUGCAACAAGUUGUUAGCAUGUUGGAAGAAAUCUAAGAAAUUACUUCUUUUUUUUGCUUAUUAGAAAAAGCUAACUAGCCAGCCUUGUGUUUUGGUUCUUUAACAGAAAGAAUUUUGUAUAUAGAUGAUAGAUGAUGCAUAUAUAGUCAAAACUCAAAACAUUACUAGUUUCAAACUUUCAA
Messenger RNA from Impatiens glandulifera, 1940 nucleotides. Its product is annotated as probable inactive receptor kinase At5g58300. The coding region runs from base 28 to 1794 and encodes 588 amino acids. Lineage: Eukaryota; Viridiplantae; Streptophyta; Magnoliopsida; Ericales; Balsaminaceae. Gene Ontology annotation, molecular function: ATP binding; protein binding; protein kinase activity. Gene Ontology annotation, biological process: protein phosphorylation. The transcript has 2 exons. The record is from RefSeq and is a predicted model, not a curated record.